Ixodes scapularis (black-legged tick) is the source of this 1854-nucleotide messenger RNA. Its product is annotated as bestrophin-4. The transcript is spliced from 15 exons. Bases 127 to 1854 code for a protein of 575 amino acids. Lineage: Eukaryota; Metazoa; Arthropoda; Arachnida; Ixodida; Ixodidae. The record is from RefSeq and is a predicted model, not a curated record. Gene Ontology annotation, molecular function: chloride channel activity.
CAGACUCGGCAACUCCAGCAAACGACCCGCACCAGGACACAGACAGUGUCGUCCGCAGUGACUGUUUUACUGAUGUGAGAUCCAUCUCAAGACGGUCCCGAGUUACCCGAGGGCCAGUAAACCAUCAUGACAGUCACUUACACGGCAGAGGUUGCUACAUCGAGAGGUUUCGGCUGUUUCUGGAAGCUGCUAUUUAGGUGGAAAGGGAGCAUCUACAAGCUGGUGUGGCCGGACCUGGGGGUCUACCUGGCGGCCUACUACUCGCUCAACUUCCUCUACAGGUUCAUCCUGAGCAACGAGAGGAAACUGUUCUUCGAGCACGUGUGCGUGUACUGCGGCAACUUCGCCGACCUCAUUCCGGUUUCCUUCGUGCUGGGCUUCUACGUUUCGGUGGUGGUGAAGCGCUGGUGGGACUCUUUCUCCUCUAUCCCCUGGCCGGACUCCCUGGCCUUCUUCGUCAGCACGUUCCUGCAGGGACAGGACGACCGCGGCCGUCUCAUGCGUCGCACCAUCAUGCGGUACGCCAACCUGUCGUCGGUCAUCACGCUGCGUUGCAUCAGUCCUCCGGUCAAGAAACGCUUCCCGACGCUCGACCACCUGGUGGACGCUGGUCUUCUGUUGGGCAGCGAACGCGAUGUGUUCGAGCAGCUCAAGACGAACCACUCGACGUACUGGAUGCCCCUGGUGUGGGCCUCCAGCGUGGCGUCCAGGGCACGCAAGGAGGGACGCAUUCGGGACGACUUCGCACUCAAGACUAUCGUCGACGAAAUUGCGCAUUAUCGGAGCAACUGCGGAAGCCUAUUCAACUUUGACUGGAUCAGCAUUCCUCUCGUAUACACACAGGUGACCACCCUGGCGGUGUACACGUUCUUCCUGGCCACGUUGUUCGGGAGCCAGGGCCUGGACCCCAACGCGGGCUACAAGGGACACGAGAUCGACCUGUACGUGCCCAUCUUCAACUUCCUGCGCUUCUUCUUCUACAUGGGCUGGCUUAAGGUGGCAGAAACUCUGGUAAAUCCGUUCGGCGAGGAUGACGACGACUUCGAGAUGAACUGGGUCAUCGACCGUAACAUCCAGGUGUCGUACCUGGUGGUGGACGAGAUGCACCAGAACCACCCGGAACUGCUCAAGGACCAGUACUGGAACGAGGUCAUGCCUCCGGAGCUGCCUUACACGCUCGCCUCCAGGCAGUUCUACUGCUUCCCGCACCAGGGCUCCACGGCCUGCAUGAUCAUUCCGCCCAACAAGGCAAGCUUCGUGUCACGCGACAAGUUGGCAGCCAACACCCCGUUGCGGGGAGCCCUAAACGAGAAGCCGUUCAGAGCCUCGCGCUACUUCCACGCUGUCCAACAAAAACCUUGUGGGACCAAGGUCACAAAACGCGCCUUGGGUUACACGAGUAGUACUGCGUCACUUUGCAGUGCCCAGCUGAACAUAUUAAAAGUGUGCGAGAUGUUUUCGGGCCAUUUUACUCUAGGUAAAACCUUGGGGAACAUAAUUCAAAACAAAGUCAAGAACAGAAGUGCUAAGACCAGCGCACGACACGUGCAAGGACAGCCCAAGGAACCGGAAGGCACGGGGGCGAAGGACGACAUCCUCUCGUCGUCCGUUGAGGACGACCCUUCGACGGUCGUGUACAUGGACGGAGGCCAGUUCUUGCAGCUGUGGCACGUCUACAGGCAAGUCUGUUGGAGUGAUGUCAUCAGGGGGCAAAAGAACGACUGGAAGUUGAUCGUCGUCCUGGAGUUCGACACCGUUCGCUGGUGGCGUAUUGUGCCGGCCUCCGUCAGUGCCCUGGUCACCGUUUUCUUCUACUUGGUCGUCAACGUGAAGCUUGUUGUUGAGGAUGUCUAA